AUGUCGCCGCUGGAUACCUGCUCCCACGCGACCCUGGCACACGUCCCGCGCUGCAGCAGCGUGUCGCUGUACUCGAACUGCACAUACCCCGGCGUCGUCGGCCGGAUCGGCGUCACGUGCACUGCCCGGUACCGCCGCCCAUAUAUCGCCAGCGCCCGCGCCCGCUGCCGCUCCAGCUCUGCCGCUGCCCACUGCUUGACCGCCGUGCUGAUAAACCCGAGCCGCGGCGCCACUGCCUCGCGGCUCUGCUGCCGGAACCGCUGCUGCUCCGUCUCCACCCGUCCCCGCAACCGGCUCAGCUCCUGCAUCUCCUUGUGUGUCAGCGUCUCGCCUGCCUUCGCCCGAUGCGUCUGCUUCAAGUACCACACAUGCUCGGCCACCGUCAGCUGCGAGAACGGCCCGCUGUAUUCUCGAGGAAGCAGCGCCGCCAGCUCCUUGGCCGUCUUGCCACUGUCCCCUACUGCCGGUUGCUGCUGCUGCUGCUGCUGCUCUGGAGCGACUGCUGGCGCUGUGCCCUCGAUCGCCUGCAUCGCCACCAGCAGGUCAUUCGGCACCUCCCCCGGCUUCUCAUUGCUUGCCUCCACCGCCGCUGCCUCGCCCACAUGUGCCAACGGCGAUGCCUGGCGCAUCCGGCUCACCAUUGCCUCGGUGCCUGUCUUUGCCAACCCCGGCGACUUCAUUGCCCCCAGCAGAGCCCCUACAACAUCAUCUCCCUCACUAGCCACUGCCCGUGUCUUUGCUGCUCCCUGCACGUCCUCGGAUCCUGUGCUAUUCCCUCCCGCCGCCUCCUUUGGGACCUCACUUCCUGCACCUGCCGCCCCAUGCGACCGCAGAGACGACGGCUUCUGGUGGUGGUGGACUGCCGAUACCGCUGGCGCAACUGCCGUCGGCCCUGCUUC
This is a messenger RNA of Linderina pennispora, 899 nucleotides long. RefSeq lists its product as uncharacterized. The transcript has a single exon. The annotation marks the transcript as partial. The record is from RefSeq and is a predicted model, not a curated record. Lineage: Eukaryota; Fungi; Kickxellomycota; Kickxellomycetes; Kickxellales; Kickxellaceae.